AUGAUACCGCCAUUUUCGGCCACCGCGAUUGACCUGCCUCUCACACCGCCACUCCCUUCCAACGGUCUGAACAACCCUGCCCAAUCCAGAUCCCCGCAAAUGUCUGAUGGUGCCGUCGACUUGCGCUCGAGCCAGCUACCGCUUGGUCAAUGGCCCACCUCGCGCGUCGUUGACUGGCUUGCCAUGAACGGCUUUGAUGAUUUUGUCGACUCUUUUCAAAUGUUCCAUCUCAAUGGGGAUCACCUGCAGAACAUGAAAGUGAACGACUUCAACCGGGUUGGCUCGCAGCCCAUGGCGCGUCGCAAACAACUGGUCAAGGCCGUUGCGCGCCUGGUCAAGCAGCAGAACGAAAUUGUCAAGCUCACAGCCCGCAACAAGGGCGGCAAAAAGCGAGGCGGCAUCAAAGGCCUCUUUGGGGUCAAAGACGACAAGGAGGACGAGCCCCCCUCGUCGCCAGCCAUGCCAGAACCCCGCAGCAGCGUCGACGCUAGCAAAUUCCCACCUGCAACCCAGAGACAGAGCUCAAACCACAGCACACUCUCCGUCCCGGGGGGCCAACCCUCGAGUGAUGCUGAAUCAGAGCCUGACUACAUCCUCAUCCAGUGCCCGAUUCGUCGCCCGGUCCUUCCCGUGCCACGCACAGCACAAGUCCCACCGACUUGCGUCGCAGUGCGUCUCCGCGAGGUAUGCCCUUCUCACACUGAGCCGUCAUGCUUUUGUCAUGAGCGGUAUCAUCGCUACCCCAAUUUUGCCUCACAACGAACUCGCUUAUCCCGGUGUCGCCCACCAGACCGAUCCACCACGCAACUGGCACGCGUUGAGGCGCCCUCGACCUAUCCAUUGCAGCCUGACAACAAUCCAAAUUCGGGCGCUGUCCGAAGCUCUCGCCAACAUCGCUCAACUGUGCGUGCCUCUCGCCGCCCCCGCCAGGGUCCAUCGCGCCGAUCCAAGCGAUCCACGCGCACUGGUCACCCGAUGGGGGCGGCAAACGGCUCGGCUGCGCCCGGAGAUAGCGAAGAAUCAGACUGGGACUGGGAAUCGGAUGAGUAUGAUGAUGACGAGGACUACGAUGAUGAUGACAACUCCGAGGAGGGUUGGGCUACAGGUCCUACGGGUCCUCAUCAGCACCACAUUUUGCAACUUGAGCAAGAUCAGCACCCGACUUACAUGGCCGGCGCUGAGGAGCCCUUGUACACAAACCACGAAGCCAUUCUUCACCAACAAUGCCAGACUGGUCUCCAGGCUCAGCCCCUUGACGCGGAGGUAGUGGAGCCCAUUUACGGCAACAGUGACACCAUCCGUCAGCUGCAACAACAACAACAACAACAACAACAACAACAACAACAACAACAACAACAACACUAUGAACCUGCCUCUGAUGUUCCGGAUCUCCUUCAGUCGGUCGAGGAUCCUGAUCAAAUAUAUGCCAACACUGCUGAUCUACAACUCAUUCUGCGCCAAGAGCGCGACCGGGCAAACUUGGCUUCAUCUCACGAGGCACAGCUACAGCAGCAGCAGCAGCAGUUGCAGCACGACCAAGGAUCGAAUUUCAGUACCGUCACCCCUACCCAGCCCGCUAGCUACCGAGACGUGCUCUCGGGUAUGGGACACGAUCACCCUGCCGGUGAUGACUACUACAAUCCUUCUCAUGGCCAAGAGGCGCCUGCCUCUAUUCAGGGUCUUGACGCCGACGAGCAGGAGGAUGAAACGGAGGGUGUUUUGGCCCUGCAAGAGCUUGUGCGCGCUCAGUUGUUGAUUGAAGCUCAACGUGAGGAGGAAGAAGAAGAAGCCGAGCGUCUUCGCCUUGAACAAGAGGAGCAAGUUCGUGCCUACGAGGCCCAGCAGCGAGAAUACGAACGUCAACAACGCGAAUACGAGCAAAAACAACGUGAAUAUGAGGAACAACAGCGCGAGUACGAGCGCCAGCAGGCGGCAUAUGAAGAGCAGCUUCGGCUACAGGCGGCAUACGAAGCCGAACAAGCUGCCUACGAGAACCAAGUCCGAGCUUCACAGCAGGCAGGUAGCCCUGCAACUUCUUCCACCACAGCCUUGGCGGCUCCGGACCACCAUCAGCAAGAUCUGGCCGUUCUCGAUGCACUUGACGACGACUUUUCGCCCGCAUCUGGGGCGGCGCCGCGGCGACGACCUUCGUAUCGUGAUGUGCUGGCCGGCACGGAGCGCCGAAGCUCCGAGACCUCAGAUGGCCCUCCCCCGCCCAAGCCCAAACCCAAGCCCAAGCCCAAGCCCAAGCCCACUGCCGUUGCGUCCACUUUGGCACCUGCGCCCAAACCAAAGCCAAAGCCAGGGGCUGCGCCUGCUCAUUCCAACGCCAAUCCCGCCGCCCCCAAGCCUGCCGUCCAGGAAUUGGCCAAGCUGGCCGCCUUGGCCAUGACAGGGCGUGACAACCUUCAAUCACCUCGCGCCUCCAUGGAUAGCUCGCACGGCGCUGGGCAUGAUCAGCAAAGUCACCCGCAUCGUCACCGUGGCGGUUCGCGUCGCGGCAAGCGUCAUCUUGAAGAUAAUGACAAACAGCAUCCUCAGUCAGCUUCUGACAUGCGACAGCCGGGCUUGCAAGCAGGCCCAGGGUCGGGCGACGAGUGGCAGACCGUGCAGCACAAUCAUCACCAUCAGCGUCAACUACAACAACUACUACAGCAGCAACUACAACAUCAACAGCAGCAGCAGCAGCAGCAGCAGCAGCACCAAUUUAAACCAGACUCACAUGUUCACAAUGACGCACGCCACCAUGCGCACAGCGUUGAUGCCGCCUCGCAUAACGAGCACGAUCGUUUUCGUCACUUGCACGCUGAACAUCGACACUCCGAUCAAUGGCAAGGGCAGGCACCAGUGCAUCACACGGCUCGACGUACCUCAGCUCCCUCUCAACAUAUGUAUGCUCAGCGUGGUGAAAACGGGUCUCCAGUUUCCUCCUCUUCCGAACUCGAACGCGCUCAGCCCUAUCUCAUCGCUCAACCAAGGAGCAGCCGACGGAACAGCGCACGCAGUGGAGAGACAACCCCCAGGCGUCAGCGCUCAAGCGACUUUUCGCGCAACAACGUGCGAAAAUACCUGGAGGAAACAGGCCGUAACUCCGUGGUGUUGAGUAGCCCUGGCUCCACGCCGUCCAACUCAUACCGCCAGCGAUCUGGACCCCCAAGCUCAGUUGCCUCGCCAGCUGAAUCCAUGCGUCGGGCCACACCGAUUGAUUAUCAUCAGCAACAGCGCCGCCCCACCGAGCACAACCAUGGCUAUCAAGCAACACCGGCAGAACGCAGUGGUAGCACGCACACGGCAGCGCGUGAUCUGGUACAGGGUGAGCAGUCCUCGCCUCCUGCCCCGCUCGAGCGCCGCCGCAGCUUUGCCGAUGCCGUUCGGUCGGGCUCCCAAACAAAUUUGCUCGCCAACCUUCAAGCCCAUGCCAACGUCCUGGACCUCAGCAACAUGCGCCUUGAUCAUGACAACGCAACUGGCCACGACCCCACCCCGGUCCCCCCACCGCGUGCCAUAGAUGCUCAAUCAUGGUAUCGUCCCCACUUUGAUCGCACUGCCACUGAGGACAUGUUGCAGCGAGAAGUGCAAACGGGACGAUUCGUUGUUCGGUCUUCUCGCAAUAGUCAACUCACCCUUUCGGUGCUCGUGGACCACGAGGUACGUCAAGACGGGCAAUGUCAUGCCUCGCCCCACUCUCAUACCACCUACACAAAAUACCCACGGAGAAUCGCGGCCCGCUUGUCUUACUUUUGGAACAUGGCACGCAUUGCAAAUGCCAGGUGCGACACAUCAAGAUUCGCCAAGCCCCUGGCGGCCUCUGCCUACGAGCCAAUGCGUCAGAGAAAGAAAUCUUUCCUUCUUUGA
Molecule: messenger RNA, 3855 nt
Organism: Monosiga brevicollis MX1
Lineage: Eukaryota; Choanoflagellata; Craspedida; Salpingoecidae
Exons: 5
Coding region: 1-3855 (1284 amino acids)
Molecular function (GO): protein binding
Source: RefSeq, a predicted model, not a curated record